AUGGAAAAUCUCACUAUCGCGGAACCGCCUCAUCAGGGAGGAGGCGGCAUGACGGCGGCAGUGCCGCCGCCUGCGCAGCUGCCGCCGCAAAUGUUUACGACGGCGGCUCAGCUGCUCGAUCUGACGGAUAGGCUGUGGUGUGCGAUUGCAGAGAAGCUGAUGGUGGUGCUGCGCGACGGGCGCAAGCUCGUCGGCGUGUUGCGAAGCUGGGAUCAAUUCGCCAACAUUGUGCUGCAAUCUACCACGGAGCGCAUCUUUGCCCUACAACCCCCUUCACCACCACCCACCGAGGCCGCGGACAGCGAGACGACAGCGGCUGCGACAGCGACGACGACGCCACGGGGACUGUACGCCGACAUCUUUCACGGCAUUUUUCUCGUGCGCGGCGAAAACGUACUGCUGCUUGGCGAGAUGGACCUCGACCGUGACGACAUUCCCCCGCGGGGCUAUGAGCAGGGCGAGCUGGCGCUAGUGCGGCGCCUCGCGGAGGAGAGCAAGGCGAGGGAGAAGAGCCGUGACAAGGCGAGGGCGAGGAAGCUGGCGAGGCUCGGCUUUGAGGGUGAUGCAGCGGGCGAGAUUGUGCUUCUGUGA
This is a messenger RNA of Beauveria bassiana ARSEF 2860, 591 nucleotides long. Its product is annotated as LSM domain-containing protein. Gene Ontology annotation, biological process: deadenylation-dependent decapping of nuclear-transcribed mRNA. Gene Ontology annotation, molecular function: RNA cap binding. The coding region runs from base 1 to 591 and encodes 196 amino acids. Gene Ontology annotation, cellular component: Lsm1-7-Pat1 complex; P-body. Lineage: Eukaryota; Fungi; Ascomycota; Sordariomycetes; Hypocreales; Cordycipitaceae. The record is from RefSeq and is a predicted model, not a curated record. The transcript is spliced from 3 exons.